CGCCUCCCGCCCCCUUCUCCCGUCCAUCCGAGCCUAACAAGCAUCUUCCUCAUUCUCCCCAUCCUCACACACGGAUGCCCUCCCUUCGGAAGCGCCAACGCCAACAUUGGAAAACGUCACCAUUUCUUCUCGGAUAACGUGCAAUGCAGGCAUUCGACUCGCCGCCGUUGUGUUGACACUUGAAACGCCGAAAUAAUCCAAAAGCUGUUGUUUUUCUUUUCAAUCCUCCCGGCUGUCAACAUGAUGCCCGCGUCGUCUCCCUCCGCCUGGCCCGGAGAGGAGCGACCGUCUCUGCUGGACCAGGAGGAGCCCGAUUUGAAUCAAGUGUCUGUGGCCAUGCCGUGCCCCUCCGUAGGCGUGGGCGAGCAGCUCCUAUGCGGCGGCAGUAGCCCGGCCGGUGCCGGACCCCCACGCAGCAAGUCCAAAGGGGAGCUGGUCAUAGUCAUCAACGAGAAGCUGAAGAGCGGUAACGGGGUCCUCGCCGGUGAAAACCCCUCCCCCGUGGUCUCAUCGCCUCCCCGGCGUCAGCACUCCAUCUCAUACCCGCACCACGCCAAGACCAGGAAGGGCAGCCGGGCGGGCUCCAUAGGCUACACCGCCUUCUCCCCCAGGCCCUCGCUGUCCCGCCACUCCAGCAUCGCCACCAACCCCCCUUUGGACCGCACCAAGGUGAAGGACUACCUCCUGCUCUCCGUGCUGGCUUGUUUCUGCCCCGUGUGGCCCAUUAACAUCGUGGGAUUUGUCUACUCCAUCAUGUCCAAGAACAGCUUGGAGCAAGGGAACUUGGAUGGCGCCGUGCGUCUGGGGCGCGUGGCCAAGAUGCUGUCUGUGGUAUCGCUGGUGGGCGGGAUGCUCAUUAUCAUCGCCUGCAUUGUCAACCUGGCCAUCAAUGUGAAAACCUGAGUUUCAUCCCGGGAUGAAACGGGAUCAGGCAAGCCGCAUCCCGACUGGGCCGCACCUGCACCGCCUGUCUUUUACCAACUAGUUGUUACCUGGAUUUGUGACUAAACCCAAAUGCAGCCCCUAUAUUUCUAGCCCUUCGAUCUUACAGAAGUCUGUUUUUGCUCAUGGAUGACAACAUGCCCCCCCCCCCACACACACACCCCCACCCCACCAAAAAAACGCUGCAGAGUCACAAGGGGGAGGGAUUGUGAACGUCCGCCUGGUUACUGUUGGAGGAUGGAGACAAACUGAUUGGUCCCCCAAGUCUCAGUAGACACUUGGACUGCGGCGAUCCCACGACGCACCCGCAGCAUGCCAAAUCCCCUCAGAUAUACGGAGACGCUCCCCCCCCCCCCCACCCCCACUAUCUCCUUCCCAGAGGAGAAAGCGUCUCCAUCACCUUGUUCUGAGACUGCGCCUCUCCUUGAUUCCACGAGACUUGUACACACGAAAGGGAUCAGACGUGCCAAAAAUUUCAAGUUGAAAGUCUCCAAUGUUUUCACGGGGCCAAAACGUUCCGCAAUCUUCCGAAUGCUGCCACCUUUCAAGCACUGUGAGUACCGCCAUUGAAACUGUUGCAAUCCAGUAAAAAGAUUCAACUUGGGUGAAAAUCCACUUAAGCGCUCAAAAAAGUGGGACCCAUCCAUUACGUGGAUCACAUCGAUUGGAUGUCCUGAGAUUUAUGCAGUAGUCCUGAAUGAAAGGGCCAGUGAGUGUGGUUUCACAUUGAAAAUCUCGGUCACAGGUUAACUUUUGAUAAUGUUUGUAAAAUAUCGUGUCUGUGUGUGUUUCAGCCAUACUGUGUGCGCACUUUGUCGAAAUACAAAGGAGCAGGUGAUUUCCAUCCAAGGAGUGAAGGUAGCUUGCGUGCGCUGCUCCUCGGUUACGCGCUAGCUUUUAAGGCUAAAAGUGCGUUUCGAUUGCCAACACCCUUGAAAUUAUUUAGAUGCAUUUCAAACGACUGGUGAGGCCCGCACGCCCUUUGCGGUGUAUUUUCAAAAUGGCUUUUCUUGAGUACUCCAGUGUAUCCUUUGCCUGUGAUUCUCACUGUGAUGCAAACCAACUCGACUUCUUACCCACUGUACAUAAUCGUUUGUAUGUUUGAUCUAAUUAUCACGAGGUGUAUAUAAUCCUCAAUAUAGUGAUAUGAGUUGAAUCGUUGACCAGGUGGAGACACCGAGGCUGUCCUAUUUCUUGACUAGCUACUCUCAUGUUCUGAUUGUCGUUGUGGUGACGGGCAUGCCGGGGGGAUUUUUCAUUCAUGUAUGUACCGCAAAUUGGCACUUUGGAAUAUUAUACUAAUGAAAUAAAUUUAUAAUAUCCACAUUGCAUGCCUGUGGAUUGUACUUGUUUUUCUGCUAUAGAAUCGUGCCGGUGGUUUGGGGGGGGGGGGCUUCAAACCCUCCCAUACAUAAAAGGUGGAAAUCAGCGAUGCAGAAAACCCAAAUGCUUUUUAAACUCAAAUUUUACCCCUCACUUAUGCUUUAAACAUGCUUAAACUUAAUAAAUUGCACAAAAUGUA
Molecule: messenger RNA, 2464 nt
Organism: Hippocampus zosterae (dwarf seahorse)
Lineage: Eukaryota; Metazoa; Chordata; Actinopteri; Syngnathiformes; Syngnathidae
Product: proline-rich transmembrane protein 2-like
Exons: 5
Coding region: 241-903 (220 amino acids)
Cellular component (GO): membrane
Source: RefSeq, a predicted model, not a curated record